AGAAACUGUAUUAACUAUUUAUUGUAGUUAAGGAAAAUAAAUGUAUAUCCCUCUAUACAAUGAGACAAAAAGACGAUAUAUCUGCAGAGUUUCUGUCACGAAGCUGUGCUUCGUCACCGUUUCACUGCCGCUCUUUGCGUUCAUAACUUGCGUUUUGAUGACUAUGUACAAGGAUUUUCAAAAUGCAAAUAAAACCCACUGUGAUGUGCCGAACGUGUUUCCGUCUAUAUCGGCGUCCAUAGGAAACUACGAGCCGCAAAGCUCGAUCUGGAGAUCGGCUAUUUACGCUCACGCGCCUAUGCGCUUCUUCAUAGUGUACCUCAGGUGGGGGUACUACAGGGACGUUAUAAGCGACAAUCUAGAAAUAGUCAUCAAAUUAGCAGUAUUGUUAAACAUUAUAGAGAAUUUAUCUUUAUUAGGACUGACACACUGGACUUCAUCCCUACAUUACCCAAAGCAUGAAUUCUGCUUCAAAAUGUUCAUUGGGACAUCAGUGUUCUACAUGCUGUUCACAUGCAUGAUGCUGACCAAGUACCGGCGGAAAGCCUCCGUCUCCAGCUCGGAGAUGCGCUCCGUGAAGCUCAAGUGGCGGGCUUUCGUAGUCAACAUUGGCUCUUUUGCCUUCGCUGCAUACUUCUUCCUCCGGCAUAACAGACUGUGCGAGCCUUACGUGUAUUCACUGUUUGGGUUUUCGGAGUACAUAGUAGUGAUCAGCAACAUAAUGUUCCACCUGACUACGGUAUACGACCUCCGAAGGCAGUUCCUGUGCAUAUCUUCUAGAGGAAUCCAUUUGGAAUAAGAUUAGAAAAUAUUUGUUCUCAUGAGCAGAAUAAAUCGAGAAAUAUUAUUCAGCCCUACACCCCAGCAGAGGGUAUCAGGAUUUAAAGAAGUUCUCAUGACAUUUUAAGUUUAAGAAUUGGUGUUCGCCGUUGGCUACAGGUAUGUUGGUAAAAAUUAAUAGGUGAAUACUGCAAACAUAGCCAAACUUACAAUUUUAAAAAAUCUUGUCAGUGUACACAAGGUUUGAUAUUCACAUUUAAUAAACAAUGUAUGGAAUUGCCCUUGAGUAAGUUUAGAUAACUUUCUUUCAUGACAAAAGGUGCAACUGUUGAAGUAUUUAGUGGGUCUCUACCUACUUGCAAUAGAUAAAUACUACUGAAAAGUUACAAUGUUAAACUUCAAACACUUCAAAGUAGAACAUUAGAAAUGUUGUGGCUUUGAUUGUGAAAAAGUGGCAGUAACUAGAACUAGACAACUAGAGUCCAGAAAUAUAGUAAAAAAUCGCUGUAGAAAGUGGGCCAAUGGUCAUGCGUAAUGCUGUAUCAGUAGUUAUAGAUUUAAUAUUAUAUUUUGUGACAUGAUUUGAAGCAGUUUCAUCUAGUCCAUAGCUGAACCAUCACAGUCUUUUAACAACUGUGCCAGUUAAAAAUUGUAGUAUUUGUCCUUCCUAGUUAGGCUUUGCAUUGCCAAUUAUUCCCCAUCGACACAACACAUUUUACCGAGCAUUCCUAUUUACUAACAACAGAUAUAUAAAUUUGUUAGGUUUUAUACGAACAUAUAUAAGCAAUAAAAUGGUGGUUGAAGCAUCAACAGGAAUUCUAGCUUUAAGUAGGAUUUUUUAAUGCCUGAACAAAAUCAUUGUAGGCUUUGUAUAAAGAUCAGUAUUUUAUUAAAAUUAUAAAUAAAUCUAUAUUAUGUUUUGAACUAAACAAUCGCUAGUUUUUUACAAUGUUUUUUAGAGCGUUAGAGGUAAUUGGAAAUAUUGUAAUUUAUAUUGAAAUUGAUUUUUUGUACAGGAAAAUUCAUAAAUAUGUGUAUAUCGUCACUACUUUAAAAAAAUCUCGUAUUUCACGCUGUUCCUCAAAGUUAAAACGCAG
This is a messenger RNA of Leguminivora glycinivorella, 1877 nucleotides long. It is a transcript of the gene PGAP2, whose product is annotated as post-GPI attachment to proteins factor 2. Lineage: Eukaryota; Metazoa; Arthropoda; Insecta; Lepidoptera; Tortricidae. Gene Ontology annotation, biological process: GPI anchor biosynthetic process. Gene Ontology annotation, cellular component: Golgi membrane; endoplasmic reticulum membrane. The transcript is spliced from 3 exons. The record is from RefSeq and is a predicted model, not a curated record. Bases 41 to 799 code for a protein of 252 amino acids.